AGGACUAAUGGCUAAUAGUUUAAACAGUGACUACCGUUUCCUAUUUAAACAUACAGUAUAGCAUAAUUUCAGUUUAUAUACUGCAUAUAUAUAUAUAUAUACUGAUCAGAUACUUACUUAUCCCGACCACUACCGGAUCUGUCCAUAACAUUUAUUUUAGCACACAUUUGUUGCUUUAAAAAAAAUAAUAGUUUUAUUACUAUUGUUUCCUUAAAUAAAUUAUUAGUAGCUAUGUCUCUUGAAAAAUGCAUUGUUGAUCCGUUGGCCACCGGUAAUAAUACCGUUCAUUUGUAUCAUCCGACGUAUGAAUUGGACUUUGAAAUCAAGAUCACUGCCAUCGGGCCCAACAACUAUAGAAAUGAUGUGCCUCUGACCGAUGGAUGUGGUUAUGGCAUAUUUGUUGGCCAUUUCGAUGAUAAAGAUGUCGACUUUGAAAUCGGUUUUAUUAAUCAUUUGCAUCAUCGGGACAUACAGAUUGGCUUAUCGUACGGUUUGGACGAAGAGCGCGUCUAUUACAUGCCGUCUAAGCGAAAGUAUGGACGACUGCAGGCUUUGCAAACGUUUGGCAGACAAUUGCGAUUUUUAAGUCCAAACUCUCCGGCCGGACAGGAAAUGGUACGCAAAACGGCCGAAAAACACGGUACAAGUCUGGCCGAGGCUGCUGUACUCUGUUCGGCCGUACAUUUUAAUGUCAAAGUUGAAUACAAAGUACAAGUAAAGCCUGUGUUGAACAAUGGCUAUGACGACGAAAUGGGAGCACUGGGAUGCCUACCGACAGACGCCAAUUCGGCUUUUAGCGACCAAGAGUUGUCCAAUGCUGACGGUCUGAAUAUUGGCCAACGCGGUGUUGUCGGCUUUGGCGGCCUAACUAAUCAGGUGCUCCCGAUAUAUAACAAACGGUUUGUUGAGGAGCAUCGCAUUGAAAUCAAACCGUUUUGUAUCGAAAUGAGACUUAAUCCGUGAUUUUGUUUUUUGUUACAAAAUUAUAAUUAAUAGUAUUACUGAAU
This is a messenger RNA of Oppia nitens, 1007 nucleotides long. RefSeq lists its product as uncharacterized. Bases 232 to 963 code for a protein of 243 amino acids. The record is from RefSeq and is a predicted model, not a curated record. The transcript is spliced from 2 exons. Lineage: Eukaryota; Metazoa; Arthropoda; Arachnida; Sarcoptiformes; Oppiidae.